AUGUCGACCAGUCACCCCCAGGCUAUGCUGGUCUUUUCGACCCUCAGUGGUAUAGCCACGCACUUGACCAUUUUCCGCCACGGGGAAUGGGAUGUUCAGGCCCCCAAGCUCGUGCUCUCAUACUUGUUCCUGUUGAUAGGUGCUAUGGUGUUAGAUCAAGCGGCCAAAGCGAAAUAUGUUGAUUUUGCUGCUCCUUAUCCUUGGCUUGUGAAAGGCGUGUGGUGUCAUAUCCUAGGAAUCUACGGAUCCAUGAUCAUGUAUCGAGCAUUUUUCCAUCGCCUCUCUCAAUUCCCCGGGCCAUUCUUUGCAAGACUGUCAAAUUUCUACGUGACCGCUCUGUCUGCUCGGAAGCUCCAUCUUUAUGAAGAGACAGAGAAACUUCAUGGGAUCUAUGGAGAUUAUGUGCGGCUAGGCCCGACUGAGCUGUCUAUUGCUGAUCCAAGUGCAGUCAAGGCUCUGUAUAGCUCUCAGGCAAAGGUCUCCAAGGGGCCGUGGUACACAAUUUUGGAACCACGGGUCUCUCUCCAGACGGACAGAGAUAAGCAGGAGCACGCACGCAGAAGAAAAGUGUGGGACCAGGGAUUUAGCUCUCGAGCUCUCCGUGACUAUGAACCCCGUGUCUCUCACUACACCGGCCAACUCAUUGAUGCGAUUGAAAAACAGCUCGGAAGCUCCGUGGACAUCUCCCGGUGGUUUAAUUAUUACAGUUUUGAUGUUAUGGGCGACCUGGCAUUCGGAAAGUCAUUCAACAUGCUGAUUGAUGGCAAAGACGCCUACAUUCUGAAGCAAUUGCAUACUGAUAUGAAGAGUAUUGGCCUGUUCAGUCAUCUAACCUGGCUGUUUCCCUUUGUCAAACGAACCCCAGGGCUCAAUGCAGAUUAUCUAAAGUUUUGGACUUGGGUGGGAGAGCGUGUCAAUGGUAGGAUCCAGAAUAAUCCAGAUCGCCCAGAUGUCUUCUCAUGGCUACUCAAAGCUUAUGAGCAGGGCCCAAAGACUAAGCAGGAUACACUCAACCUUCACGGUGAUGCAUACUUGAUUAUUGUAGCGGGAAGUGACACCACCGCUGCAACUCUGACCAACAUCUUCUUCCAUCUUGUCUCGGACCAAGCUUUGUUUAAGAAACUCCAAGCUGAACUUGAUGCCCUACCGGAUCUAUCUCACGAUAAAUUGCGAGAGAUAAAACUUCUCGAUGCGGUGAUCAACGAAACGCUCCGCCUGCAUCCUGCAGUCCCGUCUGGCACACAACGCCUAUCCCCACCCGAAGGCAUGACUAUCAGCGGAAGAUAUAUCCCCGGAAAUGUCAUGUUUAUGGAAUUGUACACGUCUCUGGAAGUACUAACCAUGACAGACGGGCGUGUUUUUGCCCGUCCAGAUGAAUUUUUGCCCGAGAGGUGGACUACCGAGCCAGACCUCGUGAUAGACCCAUCCGCAUUCAUUCCAUUCAACAGCGGCCCAUACUCCUGCGUUGGAAAGCAGCUUGCUCUAAUGGAGCUUAGAUGUGUGAUGGCUGAGAUACUCACCAAGUAUGACAUAUCUUUUGCUCCAAGCCAGAACGAGUCUGCUUUCUUAGAAGGGAAGCAAGACACCUUCACGCUAGUCACCGCACCGCUGGAGCUGGUUUUCAAGGCAAGAGGAGCGAAGAAAGAGUGA
This is a messenger RNA of Penicillium subrubescens, 1650 nucleotides long. Its product is annotated as cytochrome P450. The record is from RefSeq and is a predicted model, not a curated record. The transcript is spliced from 7 exons. NCBI's taxonomy places the organism in Eukaryota, Fungi, Ascomycota, Eurotiomycetes, Eurotiales, Aspergillaceae. Gene Ontology annotation, molecular function: heme binding; iron ion binding; oxidoreductase activity, acting on paired donors, with incorporation or reduction of molecular oxygen. Bases 1 to 1650 code for a protein of 549 amino acids.